AUGGAUGUUGCAUUUGCUAAAUGUAUCACUCUUCUUUUCCUUUUCGUAUUUCUCUCAGGAGGAACUGUCAGUUUUUGCUCCACAAUUAAGAAAUCUGACAGUCUACUCUGCAUUGAAAGUGAGAAACAAGCGCUUUUGAGUUUCAAGCAAGACCUUGUGGAUAUUUUCGACUCUCUCUCGUCUUGGAUUGCCGAAGCAGAGGACUGCUGCAGAUGGACUGGAAUUGUUUGCGACAACAUAACUGGCCAUAUUAACGAGCUUCAUCUCACAACUGGCAGCCUACGAGGCAAGAUAAAUCCUUCUUUGCUUAAUUUGACACAUUUGACUCACCUAGAACUGAACUCCUUUAAUGCAAAUGGGGCUCAAAUUCCAAAAUUUCUAAGUUCUCUUGUGCACUUAAGAUAUCUUGACCUCACGAAUGCAAAUUUUAGUGGAAUGAUUCCUCAACAACUUGGGAAUCUCUCAAAUUUGUACCACCUUAGUCUUGGAUAUUAUUUAUCAAGUCCAAAGGAGUUAUAUGCUAAUAAUCUUGAGUGGCUUUGUGGUCUUUCUUCACUAGAAUUUCUAGAUUUGUCGUUUGUGAAUCUGAGUAAAGCAUCUGACCAUUGGUUGCUAGCAAUUAACAAGCUCCCUUCUUUGUUAGAGUUACAUUUAUCCCACAGUGAACUUAGCCAUAUCCAUCGUCUACCAGCUCGUGUUAAUUUUACAUCCCUUGAAGUUCUUGAUAUUUCAGGAAACAAUUUCAAUUCUGUCCUACCUGAUUGGAUUUUCAGUCUAAGCAAUCUUAUCCGUCUUGAUCUAUACGAUAGCAACUUUAUAGGCCCAUUUCCCAAUGGUUCUUGGAUCUUGAACUCUCUCACACAUCUUGCUGCUGGACAUAAUUAUCUCAGUAAUUCUACCAUUCCCAGCUACCUUUAUGGCUUUCCCAGUCUCGAAUACCUCGACCUCUCUAACAAUAACUUGCAAGGUGUUUUAUCAAGUGCCAUUGGAAACCUGACGUCUAUCAGUAGUCUUCACUUGUCAAAUAACUCUUUGAAAGGGGAACUUCCUGUAGUGACCAAGAAAAAAAUCCCAUAA
Messenger RNA from Morus notabilis, 1077 nucleotides. RefSeq names its product receptor-like protein EIX2. The record is from RefSeq and is a predicted model, not a curated record. NCBI's taxonomy places the organism in Eukaryota, Viridiplantae, Streptophyta, Magnoliopsida, Rosales, Moraceae. The coding region runs from base 1 to 1077 and encodes 358 amino acids. Gene Ontology annotation, molecular function: protein binding. The transcript has a single exon.